Messenger RNA from Glycine soja, 936 nucleotides. Its product is annotated as zinc transporter 4-like. The transcript is spliced from 3 exons. Lineage: Eukaryota; Viridiplantae; Streptophyta; Magnoliopsida; Fabales; Fabaceae. The record is from RefSeq and is a predicted model, not a curated record. The coding region runs from base 197 to 538 and encodes 113 amino acids.
UUCAUAAUACUGGUCGGAAAAAAAAGUAUUAUCCUAGUUUCCCCUAGUUCAAAUACACCCCAUGUCAUGAAAAUUCCCACCCUCUUCAAUAAGGCAUAUACAUCAUGAAGAGGUGUGCUAUUAGCAAUUUGCAAACAUCUUAAUUUGUUGAAGCUUCCCAUUCCUAGCUAGGGUCAGUCUCAAUUGUUGAAUCGUCAUGGAACGCAAGGGGAAAAAGCCUGUUAAGAUGUCCGUGCCUCAAUUUGGAGGGUGGGAACACAAGCCCGCGGGAGUGCCUACUGACUACUCUAUGGUGUUCAACCAAGCUCGUGAAAAAAAGAAGACUCAAAUGAAUGAUUUGACUGAAGUCAAACGUCUAAGUCUUGGGAAUGAAAGGGAUGCCCUAAAACCCAAUCAUCGUCGUGGGCAUGGUCAAGGACAUGGGCAUGGGCAUGGGCAUGGACAUGGACAUGGACAUGGGCAUGGGCUUGAUCAUGAAGAUCCUCCCGUUAUGAGGAGAAAGAUGGUUCUGAAUUACAUGAAUUGCUUUAAGCCUUGAUAUCAAUUUUCAAACCAUGGACAUGGGGUCAUUAAUUGUACUAAACAUACUAGGGAUCUGUGAGCUGUGGCAUGUAAACUAUAUACAAACAUGAGACAAUAUUCAAUAGAAACAGACCUGAAGCUUCCAUAUGCUGAGUGCCAUGUGUAUCCUUUAUUACAUUAUUGAAGCUUUGGUCUCCUUUAGUUCUAUUGAUUCUAUGACAGCCAAAUGAAUGUAUCACAUUAGUCAUUACAUGCUGAAGACAAUAUAUAUGCACAAAACAUAGAUUUCAGAAAUAUUUGACUUCCGGGGGCUAAUGUAUUGUUGAAACGUGAGCGACAUAUUGCAUCAGUCCAAUGAAUCAUGUGUAAAUGUAAGGAGGCAUAUCAAAUGAGAACUCUUUUUAUUGUGAGAAA